AUGCAUCUAUCUAUCUAUCUAUCUAUCUAUCUAUCUAUCUAUCUAUCUAUCUAUCUCAGUUUUUCAUAUCUCUCUUUCUCUUUCUCCCUCUCUUUAUCUAUCUAUCUAUCUAUCUAUCAAUAUAUGUCAGGUUGUUCAUAUCUAUCUAUCUAUUUAUCUAUUUAUCUAUCUCAGGUUGUUCCUAUCUAUCUAUCUAUCUAUCUAUCUCGCUCUCUCUCUCUCUCUUUCUCUCUCUCUCUCUCUAGGUUGUUCAUAUCUGUCUAUCUGUUUGUCCAGCUUUCACCUUCUUUCUUUGCAUAUCCCCCUUUCAGUUUUCCUUCUUUUCUAUUUUACCAUCAUUAUUCUUUUUUAUUCCUCAUCUUCGCCCCCCCUCUCUCUCUCUCUCUCUCUCUCUCUCUCUCUCUCUCUCUCUCUCUCUCUCUCUCUCUUUUCUCCUUUGUAAUACCAUUCUUACUGUUCCUAUUUCCCUCUCUCUUUAAUCCAUUGACUUCCCCUCUUGUCCAGUUAUUUUUACUCAUUCCAAACUGUUCUGAUUCCAUCUUCCUUCGAUGUCUUAUCUUCCGUCGCUUCAUCCGGGGCUUUUCCUUUUUUCUUUCUCUCUUCGAUUUUGGUUCAUUAUUUAUUUAUCCAGUAAUCCAUCAAUCUAUCUAUCUAUCUACUUUCUGUCUGUCUGUCUAUCUCUCUGUCUGCCUGUUUGUCAUAUUCUGUUCAUAUCUAUCUAUCUAUCUAUCUAUCUAUCUAUCUAUCUAUCUAUAUAUAUAUAUAUAUAUAUAUAUAUAUUCUGUUCAUUUCAAAUUAUCUAUCUAUCUAUCUAUCUAUCUAUCUAUCUCUAUUCCCAAUUAUAUAUAA
Molecule: messenger RNA, 849 nt
Organism: Acanthosepion pharaonis
Lineage: Eukaryota; Metazoa; Mollusca; Cephalopoda; Sepiida; Sepiidae
Source: the annotation of a GenBank genome assembly